GGUGGUAGGAUAAUAUCGCGUUCGACCUCUGACCUGUUUCCUCUCUUCCAAGACUCCUCAAAAAUAAACUGUCUUAGAGCAAAUGACGACGCCUCGUGCCGCGUACAUGGUAAAGGCCUGUUCUACAAUACAAUCCGCAAGCUAACGGACCUAAAACGCUCGUUCGCUUGCGCAAACGAAAUCGAAUAAAUCGAGAAACGACGCGCUGCGUACUCAAACUAGCGAUAUAAGUGUGUAUUAUUUACCGUAUAAGAGUGACAAGCGUAGUCGUCGACGAGAGUCGAAACGUGUUACUUUCCCUAAGUCGUAAAUUCGCGAUUAGUAACAAUCGAUUUUCGUCUCGGGAGGGGAAGUUGUAAUUUGUUUACUUGUGUUGCGCGAAAUUUGUGAAAAAAGAGUGUGAAAAAAAAAAAAAAAAAAAAGAAAGUGCGUCUAGAAUGGCAAUCGCUCAGUUCACCAAACGACAAUGGCUCACCUUGAUUGUCAUCAGUAUCGCCGACUUCGCCAAUGCCAUUUGCGUUUCGUUGCAAGCUCCGUUUUAUCCUCAAGAGGCCGAGAAAAAAGGUGCAUCACCGUCGGAAUACGGUUUGGUCUUCGGGAUAUUCGAACUAGUGGUGUUCAUUAUUAGCCCGGUGUACGGGCAACACCUCAAUCGAAUAGGCCCGAAGCUUUUAUUCCACGGGGGUAUCCUGACCACAGGAACCUGCGCUAUAUUCUUCGGCUUAUUGGACAAAGUUAAUGGUCAUUAUCCGUUCAUUAUUCUGUCGUUUGUAAUCAGAAUAAUAGAGGCAAUGGGAAAUGCUGCAUUUCUAACAGCUAGCUUCGCGAUUAUCGCCAAAGAAUUUCCGAAUAAUGUUGCCACGACAUUUGCCAGUCUGGAGACUUUUUUCGGAUUGGGCCUAAUCGCGGGCCCCACCGUGGGAGGUGCCCUUUAUCAGAUUGGAGGAUACACCACUCCAUUCGUGGUCCUUGGUUCGGCGUUGUUCUUGGCAGCUGUCAGUACUGCAUUCAUUCUGCCCGUGCACGACGACAAUGAUCAGGAUGCUGAUAAUGGUGGAGGAGUAACGAAAGUUCUGAAAAUUCCGGGAGUGAUGGUUGCCUCGAUGUCGAUAAUAGCGACGAGCAUGAGCAUUGGAUUUUUGCAAGCAACUUUGGAACCACAUCUCAGACAAUUCAAUUUGAGCCCCGUCGUUUUGGGAUUGAUGUUCGUCAUUAACGGAGGCACUUACGCGAUCACAGCUCCAGCCUGGGGCUGGCUGUGCGAUAAAUACUGGCAUCCGAAGAUAGCAACUGUCUCCGGUUGCGUUCUUGUGAUGGUCGGUUUCUCUUUGGUCGGUCCGGCGCCGUUCAUUCCGUCACCCACCAUCAUCUGGAUGACCAUACUCGGCCUUGUGAUCCACGGCUUGGGCAUGGCUGCACAACUGGUUGCGAGUUUCACGGAUGCGCUGCGAUCGAGCAUAUCGUACGGAUUUCCAAACAAUCUUGAGACCCUUGGUCUCAUCAGCGGUUUGUGGACGAGCACCUUCGCCCUCGGAGCUUUCAUCGGUCCCAGCGUUGCGGGAAUUUUACUGGACAAUAUCGGUUUCAGAAACGCCUCCAUGUUCAUCGUCUUACUUCACAUGCUUGUAGGAGUUAUAGCCGCGGUGUUUCUGAGCAGUUGCUCGCACACGCCUAAACCGUACACGGAUGUCGGCACGAUCGACGACAGAGCACCGUUGACCGGUAGCGGGCGAUCGAUGAGCAACAGUCUGCAGCAGACGGGACGUGGCCAGGGUGUACCGAUCGACAGGCCGAAUGCGAUGAACUCGUUGAUCUCUUGCAACAGUUAUUCAAAUAGAGCCGGAGCGUGGUCCAGGGCGUCGUACAGCGGCCGCUAUUCGCACAGUUACGGUUCCAUCGAGAACAAACGAUAUCUGGAACUCACCACGUGAUAAUCAACUGGUAAUCAGCCUCGCGUCGACGAGAGAAACAACAGGAUUAAACACCGGCGCAAGAUGUUGCUCUUUCUUUCAUUUUCCCCCCUCCCCCCCCCCUCCGCAGAAUACGCAGCAGCGAAAUGUCUCGUUAUUGGUCGCUUUGUCGCUUUCACGACGAACUAAUGAUGAUUCGAAAUUUUAGAGAGCAGCGUUUCUAGCAAUUUAGAUUACAGUAGUUGUGAUAAAAUAUGUGUAAACAAUUUACCCCGUAAAUGUUUUUUUACAGAAUCGAGAGUGGUAAAAAAAGACGAGCCCCGGACAAUUGUCGAAGUUCAAUUUUCAAAUUUCGCGUAUCGAUACUCAUUAACUAGGAGUAAUUUUUGUUUUAUUUACAUUAACACACAGCUCUUUAUGUGACAUAUAUAUAUAUAUAUACUAAUGUCUCCCCAAAGACACAUGCAUAUAUUACAUACAAUUUAAUGUGAAUCAAUUGAUAUAUUUAAGAUAUCACAAUUGUGCAAAUUCUCGUCGUAAACAGUGAGGAGCGUAAAUAUAAAUUAAAAGAGGUCAAUUAUUAGAUCUAUUUAAUUAAAAAUUACAUAAUAUAGUUCCAAAAACACAAAUUCGCAUUGUUCUCGCGAAUAAUCUCUUUUUAUUUAUAAGAUGUGUUUUUAUUUUUAGAAUAAAUUUUACGAUCGUGAAAAAACAAUUUAAAGAAUGUUUUAUUAUAAUAAGUGCAAUUUAAUUAAUACAAAAAACAAGAUAAAUGUGUCUAUAUCCUCGAAAGUGUAUAAUUUUUCAAUGCAGUACGCGAUUAAUACUCGAUGUUUCUUACGGUGUUCAAAAAUAUAAUACGAACAUUGUUUCAUGAAUAAAAAAAAACCAGUUGCGCAUUUAGAUGUUGAAUAGGUAAUUUAAACACGUGAUGCAGAAGGAGGAAGGGCGAAACAAUGGUGCAUAAAACGGUACAACCAGUAUUCGCAGAGUGAAGAGUUAUCGCCAAUCGCGCUCUUAUCGCGGUUUACUUAACGAGCUUUUGCCACGUCGUUUUUUUCGUUUUGCCGAGAGUGAUUCGACUUCGAUCUAUCUUUCCUCCGCCUCCCGAGAGAGAUCACAACUGCCGCUGAUGCGAUAAUGACGUUCGGAAAAGUGCGCGCGGGAGGAAGUUCGAAUCGCGUAUCACGUGCGCGCGAGAUUCUGCAGCAGCUGUAAUCUUAUUAGCGCGAUAUAUUCGUCAGACUCUUACUCUCGUACCUUUUACUUUUAGCGCAAACCGUGCGAACACGUCUGACAAUCGUUAAAAAAAACAAAAAAACAAAAAAAAACAACAGUUCUUCAAAUUGUAAUCAGCGUAAUGAUAACAAAUCGUAUCUAAGAGUAAAAAAGUAAUAACCAA
Molecule: messenger RNA, 3312 nt
Organism: Pseudomyrmex gracilis
Lineage: Eukaryota; Metazoa; Arthropoda; Insecta; Hymenoptera; Formicidae
Product: MFS-type transporter SLC18B1-like
Exons: 9
Coding region: 438-1931 (497 amino acids)
Biological process (GO): transmembrane transport
Molecular function (GO): transmembrane transporter activity
Source: RefSeq, a predicted model, not a curated record